Messenger RNA from Carassius auratus (goldfish), 876 nucleotides. RefSeq lists its product as uncharacterized. Gene Ontology annotation, cellular component: membrane raft; external side of plasma membrane. The coding region runs from base 1 to 876 and encodes 291 amino acids. Gene Ontology annotation, molecular function: MHC class II protein binding; protein tyrosine kinase binding. The record is from RefSeq and is a predicted model, not a curated record. Gene Ontology annotation, biological process: positive regulation of ERK1 and ERK2 cascade; interleukin-15-mediated signaling pathway; T cell activation. The transcript has 3 exons. Lineage: Eukaryota; Metazoa; Chordata; Actinopteri; Cypriniformes; Cyprinidae.
AUGGCGGAGAGGCGGGUCAAGUAUCUUCGGUUGACCGCCCUCCGUCAAGACGGCAACGAAGUGGGUGCCCUGGCUCAAGUGUUCUGGUCCCUGGCUGAAGGCAUGGGAUACAAUGAUGCGGCCCUUAAGGACCACUUCAAUGGCGGCCUGGAUGAUCCAGUGCCCGAGGAAGAGAUGGCGCAGUUGGAGAUGCUGGAGUUCUGGGAAUUCGUGCGCUACCUGCAGUUUCGGUGUACCAGGGAAGUGGAAGAUGCUCAUGUGUUCAUUAGUUCUGGGGAAAAUGUCCGUCUGUCCUGUAAUAACGUUCUUCCUGACCGUAAAUCUACUACAUGGAUCUACACCAGAUUCAGAAAUUCAUCAACAGUUGAACUGAUUGCUUUAGGGGUAAAGAAGAAAAACACAGAGAGACACAAGAGACUGAGUCUGGGGUCUGACUGCUCUCUGAACAUCAACAACAUCACUAAAGAAGAUUGUGGGCAUUACAUCUGCCAGCAAUAUAAGAAUGACAAACUACAAGGAAGUGUUUAUCUGCAUGUUCUUCGUGUAUCUUCAUCUUCCUCAUCCUCACAGACUGAGAUCAGUGCAGGCCGGUCUUUGACUCUCUCCUGUCAGUUGUAUUCAUAUUCAUUUGCUGGAGUCUCUUGUGAUGAUUGGAACCGUUCUGCAGGAAUUGAGCUGUUCUGGGUUAAUCAGGCUGGUGUUAAACUGAACAUAUCUGACUCCAGAUAUCAGAUAUUAUUCUCAUCAGAUAACUGUAUCAGCUCUCUGACUACAACACUCCUGAAUGAAGACCACAACAGAGAGUGGAGAUGUGAAGUUACUCACAGAAAUCAAGUCAAGGCCUCCGUCACGUAUACAGUUAAGCGUUCAGGUUAG